GAGAGGGGAGGUGGGGAUGUCCGAAAAAUCCCGUCUCUUGUUCUUUCGUUAAAGUACAGGUACUUCAGCGGAAAUGAGAUUUUCAGUGAAACACCUUUUAACGGGCCUGUUGUUAUUAUCAUGUGUGCACAACAACCAAGCUUAUAGAGCGCUGUUCCUCGCGCCCGUUGCCUCGAAAAGCCACAAGAAUUUUUUCAGCGGCGUGGCCCAGGCGCUUGCUGAAGAUGGUAAUGAGGUAACCCUGGUGACGCCCUACGCACCGAAAUCGACGACCCCGAAUCUACGGGAGGUUGUCCUCAAGGACGCCGACCUUCACCACUAUUUCCCCAACGCCUUCUCCGGGAACAUCAUGGCCGCCCCUCUCAUAGUCAUGAAGGAGUCCUUUGGCGUCUGCCUCAGGACCCUAGGAUCUCCCGAAGUCCAGGGUCUGCUGAAGGAGGCGUUCGACGUGGUGCUCCUCACUUCCUUCUUCUCGAACUGCUACUUGGCUGUGGUUCAUCAGCUGAAGGUUCCUUUCAUCUACGUGUCGCCUCUGGGACUCGUUGGCCCCCAGGCUGACCUCGCGGGAAACCCGACCUUCCCAUCCUUCUGUGCAGCGCCGGUGUUUACCUUCGAACACCCUCUGACUUUUACCCAGAGGAUGGCUAAUGCUCUGGGUGAAGCGGCGGCGUCGGCGAUUUUCAGAUAUGGGAUCGGAUAUGUAAGUGACUGGAAAUGCAGAGAGAGUGGUCUUUGUCCGGUUGACAUGCCACCGAUUAAUGAGAUGCGCCUAAAUUCUAGUUUAGUCAUCCUUAACAGUGUGAAGAACCUGGAGACGCCCGUUCGGCCUUACGUCCCCGGGGUGAUCCACGCCGGCGGAAUACACUGCAGGGCGGCUGAACCUUUGCCUGUGGACCUGGCGAAGUGGGUAAACGAAUCAGGUGAAGCGGGUUUCAUCUUCUUCAGCCUCGGGUCGGCAGUGAAACCUUCGGACAUGCCGGAAAAGUACCGAAAAGUGUUAGUAAACGUCUUCGGUUCCCUACGGCAGCGCGUGUUGUGGAAGUGGGAUGUAGAAAGUAUGGUCGAUCUACCCCCCAACGUCAGGCUGGAGAAGUGGUUGCCGCAACAAGACAUUCUUAGUCACCCUAAGUUACGUCUUUUCAUCACUCACGGCGGCCUGCUAAGUACCCUCGAGUCGACAUACCACGGUACGCCUGUCCUUGGGGUACCUGUGUUCGGGGACCAAGUUGGUAACAUGAUGGAGGUGCAGAGACAAGGAUGGGGGAGGACCCUGCGUUGGGGGGAGUUUGAUGAAGAUGUUUUGAGGGAGACGAUCUACAGCAUCAUGGAUAAUCCCAAAAUGCUAGCGGUUGUGGAGCGUCGAUCGGCUAUCAUGCGUGACCUUCCUCGGUCUCCGGCUCAUGAGGUCUCCUACUGGGUCGGUUAUGUGGUGCGACAUGGCGGGGCACGGCAUAUGCGGUCCCCCGUAUACACGAUGCCCUGGUACCAUCUAUACAACGUAGACGUAUGGGGAGCAGUAACAGUGUUAUUGUGUGUACUAAUAUACGCUACAGUGUGGACCUCCUGCUUCUGUUUCCGACGAAUCAGAAAGUUGAAGAAAGAUUGAUAAAGCAGAAGAAGAGAAAAUUAGAACGAAGAUUUAUGAAAAGGCUGUGAUGGAUAUUUAAUAUUAUGCGAUUUGGGGAAAUUUCAUGAAGCAAGACAGAGAUGCAUAUGAGGAAAUUUCAGAUAUAAAUACUCGCAGGUUUGUUGUAGAUAAUGAAUGCGAUUCAUUAUAUAUAUAUAUAUAUAU
Molecule: messenger RNA, 1792 nt
Organism: Penaeus monodon (black tiger shrimp)
Lineage: Eukaryota; Metazoa; Arthropoda; Malacostraca; Decapoda; Penaeidae
Product: UDP-glycosyltransferase UGT5-like
Exons: 11
Coding region: 74-1606 (510 amino acids)
Molecular function (GO): UDP-glycosyltransferase activity
Source: RefSeq, a predicted model, not a curated record